CUUGCAGAAUAUUUUUUCCCUCUAAUGCCUGUAACAGUUGUUGCGGGUGGAGUCUUGAUUUGCUUGUAGAAACUUGACUUGCAGAGAUGCCUCACUGUUGUUCAAGCUGAGUCAGUGAGAGUCUGCGACAACCAUGGCUGCACGGUUCUGUGGAGUUGUUUUCUUCCUUACAUUGUUCCCCACUGGACUAAAUGCAGCAAGACCAGCUGUAAACCUGGAACUUUCCACUCUUUUUAACGAGCUGUGGACGCUGGAUGUGAACAGAAUGACACCUGCUGUUGACUACACAAUCUCUACUCAGGGUCGAGCAGGUUUUGUAAACCAGGGCAACCAUGUUGUUCAGGAUCACGCCUCACUGCCUCUGUUCUCCAGCGUUAAUGAAACCAAACUGAACAACAUAAACACUUUCUCCAGGUUCACAAAACUUCUGGACAACUAUGAGCACUCCACUGGCACGGCUGAACAUGUUACAGCUGAGGAGCGGACUGAGAUUAAUCUCUUCCUGGAUGCCGUCUUAGAGACAGAAGUCAUGAAGCGUGCUCAGAGGUACCUGGUGAGCAAAGGAAAGUCCAGCUCCAUCCUGAGGAUUUUUAAGAGUCAGCUGCACCUGAUCUGGUUCCAGCUCUACCGCAGACAGAGAAACGCAAACCUGGACUCCAGUGGAUUUGAGCAUGUCUUUGUCGGAGAGACAAAAUCUGGAACAGAAAUUGUUGGUUUUCACAACUGGGUCCAGUUCUACCUGCAAGAAAAAAACAGCAACUUGGACUACAAGGGAUACAAGGCCAGGGAUCAUGACUUACCCGAUCAAGACGACCACGUCCUGAACCUCCAGUUCAGCUGGCACGGUUUGGUGAAGCCCGUUGGCAGCGCCUUUAUCGGGACGAGCCCUGAGUUCGAAAUGGCCAUCUUCACCGUCGUCUUCCUCAUGAACACAGAGAGGAGCACCACCGUGCUGGUCAACAUCGACCAGUGUCAGAUUGAGCUUGUGGUCAUCAGACAUGGACGCUCCCUUGGGACGGCAUACCCCAAACUGCAAAGCAGCAACAGCCGGCAUAUUAGACAGGACUCACACUGAAGUGCAGAACCCUGUGAUGCGAAGUUAUGCUCCCAUAUAUCAAUAUAUCCAUGAAUCUCAGACAAAAAUAUGUAGAUGUUUGGUUUAAAAUGCACUAAGGGGGUUUUAAGUAAGGUCUUUUACCUGUUUUUGUAACAUAAUGAGUAAGGUCUUUUACCUGCUUUUUGUAACAUAAUGAGUAAGGUCUUUUACCUGCUUUUUGUAACAUAAUGAGUAAGGUCUUUUACCUGCUUUAUGUAACAUAAUGAGUAAGGUCUUUUACCUGCUUUAUGUAACAUAACAAUGAGUAAGGUCUUUUACCUGCUUUUUGUAACAUAACAAUGAGUAAGGUCUUUUACCUGCUUUUUGUAACAUAAUGAGUAAGGUCUUUUACCUGCUUUUUGUAACAUAAUGAGUAAGGUCUUUUACCUGCUUUAUGUAACAUAACAAUGAGUAAGGUCUUUUACCUGCUUUUUGUAACAUAAUGAGUAAGGUCUUUUACCUGCUUUAUGUAACAUAAUGAGUAAGGUCUUUUACCUGCUUUUUGUAACAUAAUGAGUAAGGUCUUUUACCUGCUUUUUGUAACAUAAUGAGUAAGGUCUUUUACCUGCUUUAUGUGACAUAACAAUGAGUAAGGUCUUUUACCUGCUUUUUGUAACAUAAUGAGUAAGGUCUUUUACCUGCUUUUUGUAACAUAAUGAGUAAGGUCUUUUACCUGCUUUAUGUAACAUAAUGAGUAAGGUCUUUUACCUGCUUUUUGUAACAUAAUGAGUAAGGUCUUUUACCUGCUUUUUGUAACAUAAUGAGUAAGGUCUUUUACCUGCUUUUUGUAACAUAAUGAGUAAGGUCUUUUACCUGCUUUAUGUAACAUAACAAUGAGUAAGGUCUUUUACCUGCUUUUUGUAACAUAAUGAGUAAGGUCUUUUACCUGCUUUUUGUAACAUAAUGAGUAAGGUCUUUUACCUGCUUUAUGUAACAUAAUGAGUAAGGUCUUUUACCUGCUUUUUGUAACAUAAUGAGUAAGGUCUUUUACCUGCUUUUUGUAACAUAAUGAGUAAGGUCUUUUACCUGCUUUUUGUAACAUAAUGAGUAAGGUCUUUUACCUGCUUUAUGUAACAUAACAAUGAGUAAGGUCUUUUACCUGCUUUUUGUAACAUAACAAUGAGUAAGGUCUUUUACCUGCUUUUUGUAACAUAACAAUGAGUAAGGUCUUUUACCUGCUUUAUGUAAAGUGUCUCGAGAUAACACUUGUUAUGAGUUGAUGCUAUACAAAUAAAAAUUGAUUGAUUGAU
Molecule: messenger RNA, 2346 nt
Organism: Labrus mixtus (cuckoo wrasse)
Lineage: Eukaryota; Metazoa; Chordata; Actinopteri; Labriformes; Labridae
Gene: endouc
Product: endonuclease, polyU-specific C
Exons: 8
Coding region: 134-1075 (313 amino acids)
Molecular function (GO): RNA endonuclease activity
Source: RefSeq, a predicted model, not a curated record